AGAACUUCCAUUACCGGAAGGAAGUCGCAGUAGUAGUAGUAGUUGCUGGGCCACAGAUCCAAAUUCAAAAUUCACGCUCCGCUCUCUCUUCCCCAUUUCUCAACCCUAACUCAGUCCAAACCCCACUGCUCAAAACCCCCAUCUCCGAAGCCACACAUGGCUUCCCGCAACCCCUCCAACAAAAAGCUCGCCGCCGAAGAACCUUCUCUGGACAAGCGCCGAAAAAUCGGAGCCGACAAGAUGGGGCGACAGGCCGGAAGGGUCCGAACGCCGUUUUCAAAUGUCAGCAAUCGCUCAGACGCCAACGCAGCUGCCGCCGACGCCGACGCCGCCACCGUUGAUUUCACUAAAGAGGAAGUAGAGGCGUUGCUGACUGAGAAGAAAAAGGGGAAUCCCCAUGAUUCUAAGAAAAAGAUAGAGAAUAUGACGGAUCUUAUUAAGCGUCUCAGGCUCUGUGUUCGGUGGUUUAAAAGGAUUGAAGAAGGGUAUGUUCAGGAAAAGGAAAAGCUUCAGUCUGAGCUAGAGGCUGCUGAGAAGAAGUGCACCGAUACUGAGGCUGGGAUGAAAAGUAGGAUCGAUGAGUUGGAAGAGACUGUAUCUGAUUUGAGGAAAACUAUUUCCUCUUUAGAAGAAAGAAUUUUGAAGGAAGAAUCAGAAAAAUUGGAAGCAAUUAAUUCUUAUGGUAAAGAAAAGGAAGCCAGAAGUGAAGCAGAGAAAGUUCGGGAUGAGAAAUCAGCUGAGCUUCAGAAAGUUCGGGAUGAGAAAUCAGUUGCUGAGAGGAAGGCCAUUUCAAAUGAGGACUUGUACAAGAGAUCCCAGGAGUAUAAUAUGAGCCUGCAGCAGUACAAUAGUCGUCUUCAGUCAGAUCUUGAGACAGUUAAUGAGGCACAUAAACGACUUGAAACAGAGAAAGCAACCAUUGUUGAGAGCCUUAGCAAUGCAAGAGCCCACAACAAGGCAUUGCAAGAUCAGUUGGCAUCUCUUAAAGUUUCACAGGACGAGGCUGUUAAGCAGAAAGAAAAUUUAGCAAGUGAACUCAAAUGCCUUCGUGAAGAGUUAAAACAAAUUAGAGAUGAUCGUGAUCGUCAAUCGGAACAAGUAAAUGCUUUGAAUGGAGAAAUAGCAAAGUUCAAAGAAUAUUCAGGGAAAACAUGUACACAAUUGGAUACAUUGAUGAUUAAAACAAAUGCUCUUGAGGAGACUUGUUCAUCUCAAAAGGAGCAACUACAUAUACUGCAGCAGCAGUUGUUCAAUGAAAAGGAAAAGUCAAAGAUGGCUGAUUUAUCUGUUUCAGAAACACGAACAGUGUUUGAAGAGCAGAAGAGAAUUAUACGUGAACUACAAGAUCGAUUGGCAGAUAAAGAAUUUCAAGUAGUUGAAGGAGAGAAGCUAAGGAAAAAACUGCACAACACUAUCUUGGAGCUAAAAGGAAAUAUACGUGUGUUCUGCCGUGUGCGACCACUCCUACCAGAGGACAGUACGGGAAUGGACAUGGUUGUUUCUUUCCCUACGUCAACAGAAACGCUUGGUCGGGGCAUUGAAUUGGUACAAAGCGGGCAGAAGUACAAUUUCACGUUUGACAAGGUGUUUAAUCACGAGGCUUCUCAGCAGGACGUUUUCAUAGAGAUAUCACAACUGGUGCAAAGUGCACUUGAUGGCUACAAGGUGUGCAUCUUUGCAUACGGACAAACAGGUUCGGGCAAAACCUAUACUAUGAUGGGUAGGCCCGAUUCACCAGAUCUGAAAGGAUUGAUACCACGUUCUUUAGAACAGAUAUUCCAGGCUAGCCAGUCUCUAAAAGACCAAGGGUGGAAGUACAGAAUGCAGGCAUCAAUUCUGGAAAUUUAUAACGAGACCAUCAGGGAUUUGUUAUCAUCACAUAAAUCAAGUGGGAAUGACCAGACGCGAAUGGAAAAUAGUGUUCCUGGCAAGCAGUACAAUAUUAAACAUGAUGCAAAUGGAAACACACAUGUUUCAGACCUCACCAUUGUGGAUGUUUCUAGUGCGGAUGAGAUUUCCUCCCUCCUACGACAGGCUGCACAAAGCAGGUCUGUUUUCCGAACAGAUAUGAAUGAACACUCAUCCAGAAGCCACUUUGUCUUUACGUUGCGUAUAUGUGGGAUAAACGAGAAAACUGAACAACAAGUGCAAGGUGUCUUAAACCUGAUUGACUUGGCUGGAAGUGAAAGACUGUCAAGGAGUGGGGCAACUGGGGACCGGUUGAAGGAAACUCAGGCUAUCAACAAAAGUCUCUCGGCUUUGAGCGAUGUCAUAUUUGCUUUGGCAAAGAAAGAGGAGCAUGUCCCUUUUAGGAAUUCAAAGCUGACAUACCUUCUCCAGCCAUGUCUUGGUGGGGACUCCAAAACGUUGAUGUUUGUCAACAUCUCACCUGAUCAAUCUUCAACUGGCGAGUCACUUUGCUCUCUCCGCUUUGCCGCCAGAGUCAAUUCUUGUGAAAUUGGGAUUCCACGCCGUCAGACUCAGACAUCCACACGCUCCAUAGAUUCUAGGUUGAGCUAUGGUUAAAAGAGCCCUGACCAAAAUUAAUUGUUUAUUUGUUCUACCUUAGCGGCAGAGUGAAUGAUAUUCUUGAUGCUUUUGUGAUAAUUGUACGAGUGUAAAAUUUAGUGCAUUGAGCUUGUGUAAAUUGGUUGUUAUUGAGGCUUGGCUUUAGCCUCCAAAUGUGCUUCCAAUAAUUUGUACUAUUUAGGUGUGACAUGAUAGUGUUCAAUUUAUUUAGCAGCUUGUUGAUUCUAAAUGAAAUGAAACUUAACUGUUUGGUGGACUCA
Molecule: messenger RNA, 2789 nt
Organism: Cajanus cajan (pigeon pea)
Lineage: Eukaryota; Viridiplantae; Streptophyta; Magnoliopsida; Fabales; Fabaceae
Source: RefSeq, a predicted model, not a curated record